This is a messenger RNA of Leptidea sinapis, 5073 nucleotides long. RefSeq lists its product as uncharacterized. Bases 273 to 1310 code for a protein of 345 amino acids. The record is from RefSeq and is a predicted model, not a curated record. The transcript has 8 exons. Lineage: Eukaryota; Metazoa; Arthropoda; Insecta; Lepidoptera; Pieridae.
AUAGAACAUUUAUGAACAAGUCGUAACUUGUCGAGUGAAGUAAAGCAUGCCACAUUUUGUUUUGUUUUGUUUGUUUACCUCUCGAACUCUUCAUGUUAGCUGAACAAAAAUUAUUGUCAUAAAGUUUAGAUUGUGGCAGCGUGUGGUUGUGUGGAUCUAAAUUGUUGAUAAAGUAUAUUAUGUACAGCAGGCAAAGUUCAGUGAGCUGUAGUGCUUAAUAUUCUUUAUAAGAAAAUAAUAAAGUGUUUUAAAAGGUUUUUAAAAAUCGAACGAUGCGGGUUCUGGUGGCCUACUUGGCCACCGCCUCCUUGUUCAGGACGGCACGCUCGCAGCCCAUCCUGUGUAAGUUCGACGCCCAGUGCCAGAGUGGGUUCUACUGCGUGCCCGAAGUCUAUGUCUGCAUGAAGUGUCUCAACUGCGAGCAGCUGAAGCGAGAUCCCCCACUGGGACCGCCUUCCUGUAUUAAAUCUGUCUCCGAGUGUGGAGAAUGCUUUAAGGGAUUGAUGAAGGAUCUGCGUGGUGAUGUGAACUCGGAGUGUGUGGUGGGGGAGGCCAGAGGGCCGGAGUCGCUGCCGUAUUACGUGUGGGUGGGCAUCGGCGCCGCGCUGCUCAUCCUGGCGCUCCUGGUGUGCUUCGUGGUCAACAUGCUGCGGAACAACUCCACCUUCAAGAUACGUGCCUCGACCCGUACGUCGGUGCAGUCUCCGUGCAACAGGAACGGUGUGACGGCGAGCGCGCCGGAAUUACCGCCGCCGUACAACGCGCAUUACACGCCCGUGCGGCCAUCAUCACCGCCGCCGCCCGAACAAGAUGCGCAGGAAGAUGUGUCGUGGGGAUUCGUGAAGCGAGCUCCAUCGACGCGGGUGAGAGAGGCGCGGGAGUCUGCCGGCAGCCAGGCCGCGAGGGUCUACAAUAACCCCAACUACGUGCGGGGCCCGCAUCUAGCUUCCAACCUACCGCCAAGUUACGACGGUGACGGGUCGGCAGCGAUGGACGAGGAGCUUGAUAUGGUGCUGGCACACGAUGAGGACACCGUGGAGAGCACGUGGACUCCCGCCGGAGAUCACGACCUGCUCAGCGACAACCACAACGGUACCGUGGCCACAUCCACAGAACUGUCGAGCCAGCUCGCGGCUGCCAGAACCUCCACCUUGCUGACUACACACUGCGCGUCCCAGGAUUCAAAUAACAACAGGAGUAGUAGCGAGGGCUUCGGUGGUGAGAGCAGCAGCGGCCCGUCCAACACUGUGCCUGCCUUCAUCAUCAAAGUGGUUCAGAACAUCAACACGAUGCAGCAACAGAGGCAAUAACAUCAACAACAACCCGGUGACGUAACGCAAUCACAAUUAUUUGCUCAACAUUGAGAUUAUAAGCAUUUAUACGAUAAUAAUGUUGUGAUGAUUCAGUUCAGCUCUCGAGUAGCUUGACGAGUUGUUUUAAGUGAACGAUUCUAUUUGUUACUAAUACUUCGUUGUUUACUCUUGGUUUAAUUUGUUAUAUUUAUUUCUAUUCGCAAUGUUACUUAAAAUAGUAAUAGGUUAUUAAAUCGUAGAGAAAUAAUAAGUUAUAAUACAUGAUAGGAUAGCGCUUUCUGUUAUUAACAUACAAAUAAGAAGGAUAGUAUAAAGAUAAUAGAGUAAUAAUUAAGGUUGGCAACAUUUUCAAUGCUUACGUUACUUAUGAACGAUUUUAUACUAGAUCUGUUUGGAAAAAAGUAGAUUUGUAAUCAGAUGUGUGUGAGGAAAAUAGUUGAAACCGAAGUUGUGCCUUUUAUAUAUUUCAUUAACAAUAUUAUGUUCGUCAGAUUAAAUAUUUUAAAGUCGGUCUCUUUGCUUGCAUUGUGAUAAUACAGGAUUGUGUAAGAAUUGAGAACAAGUUGAUCUGAAUAAGUUCAUUAAGUUAUCUGUAGGUAGUUUUGAUAUUUAAAUAAUAAGGAAUUUGUUUGCAUUUGAAUGAAACUUUUGUUGUUCUUAUCGGGUUUAUUUUUAAUUCAUUGUCAUAUUUAAGCCGGUCAUAGAUAUUAAGAAUUCAAUAUUUUAUUUUGUCGUAACCAAUUGGGAUAAUUUCAUAAGUUGUUUUAUGAUAUUUGAGUUAAUUAUUGUGGGUUAUAUCAAUAUAUGUAUGGAUGGAUGUAUAUUAAGUUCCGUUCUGCCCAUUUUCGCUUUUAAGGUAGCUUAGAUAAUUUUUAUUAAUAAGUUUGGUUAAUUUUUAAACAAUUACGAAAAAGUUUUCAGUCUUAUUUUCACCUGUUUUGCAUACAUUUGUUUAUUUUACGAGUGAAGGUUUUCCUUUGAUGUUAAUUUUAUAUUUUUGUUUAUAUAAUAGAAAAUAUAUUUUUUACACAUUUUACUCGGAAAUUGAUUUCGCUUCUAUAUUAUAAUUCUAAAUUAAACACAUGUAUCCGCACAUUAUGGACUUUUAAUUUAAUUUACUUUAAUGUUCUGCAAUAACAAUAAGUAAGUUUAAGCUGGUGCUCGAUGACGAUAUGCUCAAAUAAACACGAAAAUGUAUUUCGUUUUGUUAAAAGUAGAUAAAUUUAGUUAGCAAGUAUAGUUAAUUUAAGCAAUUGUUUAAGUGCCCCUAUAAUUUCUUUUUUACACUCAACUUAAUUUAUUUGGUAUCAAAAAUAAUUUUGCUUACUAACGUAUAUAGCAUAAUGUAUACACUUUAUAUUACUUAAUACAACAGCUGUGUUAUUAAUAAACACGAAGCAAAGUUAUUCCAAAUUUAAAACUUAUUCGGUGUUAUUACAAAAAAAUAAUUUAAAACAUGGCUUAGACACAUUGUUAGAAAGUGAAAUAACAAUAAUGACGUGUAUAAUGGAGUUUAUCUCUUUCUAUAACAAAAAAGUGUUUAGUUUGUGUUUUAACUAAACCGUCGUUAAACACAACAUAUAAUGAAGUGUACAGGAACAAUUAAAGGAACGGAACGCAAUUUUUAUCAGCUGUCAUCAUAAUAUAGUCUUCCAUACAAAUAUAAUCUAUCCGUUAGCCACACCUUGGACAAGCUUCGACUCGUGUUUAAAUAUAAGCAAUGUCUAAAUAUUGUUGAAUGCUCAACAGCACAAAGACACGGAUUUGUAAUAGAACUUUAUUAAAACAAGUGUUCAACACGUGUUUUUUAGUUAAACACAGAUUGUCUAUAUCUUACCAUUGUUGUUUAUUAAUAAGACAGCAGCUGUAUAGUUUUGUCUACAGAUUAUUAUUUAGACACAGUAUCAGUUCUAAAUAAUACAAAUUAAAUUAUUUCAAUAAGAUAUAAUAGAAGUAUGUAUAAUAUUACUAUUAUUAAAAUGCUUUUCUGUCAACUGCCACAUUAUAAUUUAGUUAUUAUGCAAAUAACGUUUAUCUACAAUCAUGCUUCAAAUUCUCUAUAAAAGAUUCUAAGUUAGCUUAUUGCCAACAUUAAAAUACCCAAUGUCCUAAUAACCAUUAUAUCAUCCAAAGGAGUGUUGUAAUGAAAUUCAGUACAACAUUACAACACUCGUUUGAAUGAUAUUAUGGUUACUAGAACUGGCUUGUUUAAUGCUAGCAGUAAUCUAACUGUUUCAGAAUCUUUUAUAGAGGAUUGAUGUUAUGGGUGUAGAUAAAGUCUUGUAUGCAACUGUUGAUAAUUAGGUAUUAAACACUCAUGUGAUACUAUUAUCGCAUAAAACCCAAAUUCAAGUUUUAAUACCCCUUAUUACACAACAGUUGCAUAAAUAACUAUAAGGUAUGAGACGAUCUGUUAUUGAUCUCUGUCGUCGUGUAUGGUUAGUAUAAUGUUUUGCUUCCAAGAUGUAUAAGGGUUUAGAUCUCAGAGCCUCUCGCUCCUAAAUAACCGAUGCAAAACGGGUCAGGUUUAAUACUCUAGUGUGUGUCAUAACCUACGUCUUACACUCGCGAUUUGUUUGUCACUUUGUGUUAGUCGGCGUGCAUUGUUAAAUAUAGAGGUUAACUGUCAACCGCUAAACUUUUAUCGACGUUUUCACAGCUGUAUUUUUUUUGUGUGACAGUUGUGAACACGUCGAAAAAAAUAGCGGUGAACUAUUAGCCUCUAUUUACAGCAACGCACGCACAUUAAAACAAAGUGAUUACGUAUCGUGUAAGAAUAGCUUGACAUAGACAGGAAAAUAAUAAACCUGACAUGUUGUUAUGCGUUGCCUAACAGCAAGAGAAAAACACAUAUUUGUAAUAGAUUUUUUUUAAAACAAGUGUUCACCACGUGUUUAACUGUUUUGUAAUAACAGUGAUUGUUUAUCUCUAAACCAUUAAAUAUGCAGUUCAUAUAAAUUGCAAUGCAAUCAAAGUAACUUUCCGAUUUUUUUUGAAAAAAUUCUAGGUUUUUAUUAGUUCGAGUAUAAUUUUUAUAAUUUUAUUGAUAUAGAACAGCUGCUAGUGUUCUGAAUCAAACAAUUGAAUUGUACUAUUUUGUCUUCCCUCUUCAGUAAUCUUUUUAAGAUGCUGUUAUAAUAAAUUGUUAUAAAAUAACAUUCUAUUAUAUAUUAUUAUAAAUAUUUAUCGUAAUUUCAAUUCUUUUAACAGGAUCAUAUAAUUACCAAAGUAUAUUGCAGCUGAUUUAUAUUGCUUUGAUUUUGCCAUUGUUGUGUUUAUAAUAGGCGUUGAUUUUGCCAUUAGUGAUGUGAAUCAACAAUAGUGAUGUAGUUAGGGUACGUAAUAAAAUAAUACGACAACGAUAUUACGAACGAAAUAUUUAUUAAUACUUCAAUAAAUAUAUUAUGUAUCAAUACAGAAAGUAAUUAUUUACUAACUCUAUAUAUAUAUUUUAUUAACAGUACGAUGAUUGUGGUGUGAAAACAUGGAAAUGUUGUGAUUAAGUGCCUUAUCCCGAUGGACUGGCUGUGAUGAACUAUUUUUUUUUCAUCUUUUGGCAUGUGAUGCACUUAUUGUAAAGCAAUUUUAUUGUUAAUCUGUUUGUAGGUAAGUACGUGCUCCUGUAAAAAUCUUCCUUACUAGUGAAAUAUGUUAUGUUUAGCACAAUGACCAAUGCCUCUAGUCAGGUCGUAUUUUGUUUUAUCAACAAUGCCUAUGUUUAGGAAGGAAUGUUUUUACAAAUAAACGAUUUUUAAAUUUA